AUGGACACCACCCAAGGGUUGGCCACAAGGGACGAGUUGUGGCGCAUUCAAGUGACCCUUAACGAACUCUCAGCAACCCAGGUGAACCACUCGGACAGAAUCAUGCGGCUCGAACAGAAAAUCCCCGAUGGCUCUAGAACGAGAAGUCUAUGGGGUGCUGCUUCACCUUUCCACGGUGUAUUGAGUUCUUCACAGCAUGAAUCUGCUCAGAACCCGGCCGCUGAAGCCUUCCGUAACUUCGAUGCCGACCCUGGCACGAGUAUGAUGAGUUCUUUGACUUUGGAUGUCAGCGAGGAUCCCAGGAGAGUUGCUGCUUCCAGAGCAAACUCAGUGAGGUUUGAUGAAAGUGCGAACAAUCACUAUGGCUCUUCUCGGCAAUCCAUCGAGCUCCCGGCGCGCACUGGAAGUGGCCUUGGAGGCCAUGCCAUGUCCGAGAGAUCUCUUUCUCACCGAUCUGACGGCAGAGCUAGUGCGUCAGGGUUCGCCCGAACAAACAGUUUUGGCCUGGAGUCCAGUAGGCUACUUGGCUCCAUUCACAAUUCGCCUAGAGUGUCCGGCAACCCUUCGCCUGGAUUUUUCGUGCUUGGACCAUGUCCAUCCAUCAUUCGAUGCUGGCUUACCGAGACUUUUACCAACGAUUCUCUGCUGUACGCUGCUAUUUGUACUGGCUCAUCCUCGUCAUCUGUCAGCUCUUCGCUUGUACAAAAGCUUGAGUUGAGUGAUUCGGUCUUCGAAGACGGUGAUGGUCGGGCGAUUAGGCUUCCGGUCUUCUUAACAGAGGCCAAAAUACAUUCUCCAGCAAUGCGCCCAGCCAGUCCUGUGCCUCAAGUACCGACGUUGGUCGUGAAGUUCGUGGUUGAUGAGCACCCUGUGAUUGACUAUUCCAUCCAGAUCAUCUUGGGCAGUGAUGUCUUGAGAAGUCACAGUGCCGAUAUCUUGUUCUCUCAAGAUAAGUUGAUGAUUUUCGAUGAGGAGCGGAAUCAACUCUCUAUCCCCCUCGUUCGACCUGAAGACGACGCAGCAUACAGGGACUUGAGCACCGCGUCACGUAAGCGAUCAUCAUCUAUCGAAGCAGUCUUACCACCCCCAGUUUCGCCUCCGAGUCAAGGCCACCUUGGAGUCAUUGGUCGACCCGGGAGAUUUGUGCGACCAGAUACCGGCUCUCCCGCCGAUGGGGUGUCAGGUGGCGUGGAUGUCGCAACCAAUUCAGAAACAGGACGAUCAGAGCAGGUGAACGAGCCUUCAACGAGAUCCAGUCUCGAUUUGAAUACUUCAAGAGUUGCAGCCGAGGACUCCAAGUCUACCACUGGGAGUGAGAAAUCCUUCACUACACCGCUUUCCAAGUCAGGAUCUGGGGUGUGGUCCACUUCCUGGCGCUCAGCAUCUUCCAAUGCAACAGCUAAUGAAGCAGCUUCCAAAUCGUCGUCGACAUACGCCAAACCUAGCAGUUCUCGACCGAUGAAAGUGUUGCGACCAAGUAAGACAAUGGCGAAUGCGAAUAGAACGGCGUCCUCUACAACCAUCACUACGGUUGGUUCUGACAAUGCAACGGGAAAGACAGUUGAGAAUGGUAGGAAUGCGAGUCAACCUGACCUGGGAGAUGGCAAGGGUUCACAACCGACACCAGUCACAAAGGCCAAUCCGAUAGGAUCUGGCACGGCCUUUGGGUGGUUGAAUACUGGCCCAGGAAGACGAACCACGGCGAGUGGAUAA
Messenger RNA from Exophiala aquamarina CBS 119918, 1713 nucleotides. RefSeq lists its product as uncharacterized. The transcript has 2 exons. NCBI's taxonomy places the organism in Eukaryota, Fungi, Ascomycota, Eurotiomycetes, Chaetothyriales, Herpotrichiellaceae. The record is from RefSeq and is a predicted model, not a curated record. Bases 1 to 1713 code for a protein of 570 amino acids.